AUGAGAUUGAGUGAAAAAAGGCUGAUCAGAGACCAGGACCUCGGAACCUCACUGCUCCCAGCAGCACCUCAGGAACAGUGGAGACACCUGGAUUCUACUCAAAAGGAGCAAUACUGGGAUCUCAUGCUGGAGACCUAUGGGAAAAUGGUCUCAGGAGCAGGCAUUUCCCAUUCCAAACCUGACCUGACUAAUUCAAUAGAAUAUGGGGAAGAGCUGGCAGGACUGUACCUUCAUGUCAAUGAGAAGAUCCCAAGACCCAGCUGCAUAGGAGAUAGACAAGAGAAUGACAAGGAGAACCUAAACUUGGAAAAUCACAGAGACCAGGAGCUUCUGCAUGCUUCCUGUCAAGCCUCAGGAGAGGUACCUUCUCAGGUUUCCUUGAGGGGCUUCUUUAGUGAGGAUGAGCCAGGAUGCUUUGAAGAAGGAGAGAAUCUCCCUGAGGCUCUGCAAAACAUUCAGGAUGAGGGAACAGGGGAACAACUCCCUCAAGAAAGGAUUUCUGAGAAACCACUCGGUCAGCAUUUGCCUAAUCCUCAUUCAGGAGAAGUGUCCACUAUGUGGCUUGAGGAGAAGAGAGAGACCUCCCAGAGGGGGCAGCCAAGAGCCCCCAUGGCCCAGAAGCUCCCCACCUGUAGGGAAUGUGGGAAGACCUUUUAUAGGAAUUCUCAGCUUGUUUUUCACCAAAGAACUCACACUGGAGAGACAUACUUUCAGUGCACCAUCUGCAAAAAAGCCUUUCUGCGAAGUUCAGACUUUGUGAAGCAUCAGAGAACUCACACAGGAGAGAAGCCCUGUAAAUGUGAUUACUGUGGGAAAGGCUUUAGUGACUUCUCAGGAUUGCGCCACCAUGAGAAGAUCCACACAGGAGAGAAACCCUAUAAAUGUCCCAUCUGUGAGAAAAGUUUCAUUCAAAGAUCAAACUUUAAUAGACAUCAGAGGGUUCACACAGGAGAGAAACCUUAUAAGUGUUCCCAUUGUGGUAAAAGUUUCAGCUGGAGCUCGAGUCUUGACAAACAUCAAAGAUCCCACCUAGGAAAGAAGCCCUUUCAAUAGCCGGUCACCACACACUGUCUGCCCAUUUCCAUCUCCCAGCCCAUUAAAAAAAAACUCAGCUCUGUCAAGAAGAAUUAUGUCUCUAAGAGGAUACCCCUGAUGGCUCCUUUUUUCAUGGAUUGGAAAGAAUCUGGACAUGGCUUUGGAAUUGGAGGAUAUCUUGGAUUGGAUUUCGUAAUGGCUUAAAUUCUUGAUUCUGCCUCAGGACAAAAUACUCUUCAUGUUUCCACUCAUCCUUCCUUUGGACUUAUUGGGGAAAAAGUCUAAAUUGGAGAUCCAGUUUUAGAAGUGCUUUCUGGGAGGCAUUUAAUGGGAUUAGCUGUAAUCACUGCUUAGGGGAAGAACCUGAGAUCAGCCCCUUAAAGUGGGUUGUAGAGCAAGUCUUCUGUUCCAGGAGAGAAGGGGAGACACAUAGAGGAGCGGUGAGCUCACGUGUGUUCUUUGUGAUGGGAUGAAAAACUAACUUCAAGUGUUCCUUGUUUGAAAUAAACUUAGCAGAGUCUCUUCCUA
Molecule: messenger RNA, 1563 nt
Organism: Sapajus apella (tufted capuchin)
Lineage: Eukaryota; Metazoa; Chordata; Mammalia; Primates; Cebidae
Gene: ZNF18
Product: zinc finger protein 18
Exons: 5
Coding region: 1-1053 (350 amino acids)
Biological process (GO): regulation of transcription by RNA polymerase II
Molecular function (GO): DNA-binding transcription factor activity, RNA polymerase II-specific; RNA polymerase II cis-regulatory region sequence-specific DNA binding
Source: RefSeq, a predicted model, not a curated record